Messenger RNA from Varanus komodoensis (Komodo dragon), 3367 nucleotides. RefSeq names its product RAP2C, member of RAS oncogene family (gene RAP2C). Gene Ontology annotation, cellular component: plasma membrane. Gene Ontology annotation, molecular function: GTP binding; GTPase activity; GDP binding. Lineage: Eukaryota; Metazoa; Chordata; Lepidosauria; Squamata; Varanidae. The coding region runs from base 244 to 795 and encodes 183 amino acids. The record is from RefSeq and is a predicted model, not a curated record. Gene Ontology annotation, biological process: negative regulation of cell migration; Rap protein signal transduction. The transcript is spliced from 3 exons.
GCUGAAGGCGCGCGCGCUUGCCCUCCCUUGAGGCGGCGGCCCACCUGCCAAAGGGCCCCCUCCGCCGGAGGCAGCCGGUCUCCCGCGCCCGCCCCUCGGCCGCAAAGCCAAACUUCCUGCCCGGGCGGCGUGGGGGCGGCCGCGUCUGCGCUCCCUGCCCGAGCCGGCCCCGGCCCAGCCGUUCCGCCCCCCGCCGGUUGCAGCAUUCCUGUUUUAUGCUGUGCGGAGGGGAAGCCAGCGCCCAUGAGGGAGUACAAAGUCGUGGUUUUAGGGAGUGGGGGGGUGGGUAAGUCAGCCUUGACCGUGCAGUUUGUCACGGGGACGUUCAUCGAGAAGUACGAUCCUACCAUCGAAGAUUUCUAUCGCAAGGAGAUCGAAGUGGAUUGUUCCCCAUCAGUACUUGAAAUCUUGGACACCGCAGGGACAGAACAGUUUGCUUCGAUGCGAGAUCUCUAUAUUAAAAAUGGCCAAGGCUUCAUCUUAGUUUACAGCUUGGUAAACCAACAGUCUUUCCAGGACAUCAAGCCAAUGAGGGACCAAAUUGUCCGUGUGAAGAGGUAUGAAAAGGUUCCUCUCAUCCUCGUGGGGAAUAAAGUUGACCUGGAGUCGGAGCGGGAGGUGUUGUCAGCAGAAGGCCGGGCACUGGCUCAGGAGUGGGGCUGCCCCUUCAUGGAGACCUCAGCCAAGAGCAAGACCAUGGUGGACGAACUGUUUGCAGAGAUCGUGAGGCAAAUGAACUAUGCAUCCCUGCCGGAAAAGCAAGACCAGUGUUGUACCACUUGUGUUGUCCAGUGAGACAGAAAGCGAAACCUCAAUCAUGGCCAUACAGAGCAGAUAAAACUCAGAGGAAAUUUGCACAGAUGCUGCUCUGGAGAACCCUUUUCAGCCCAGGCUGCCGACCUGAGCCUGUUAUGUCCUGUGUGUCUUUAGAGCACUUUCUAGGCAUCGAGUGCAAAAGACAAAGUCCGCGGCGACUGGAGACCCAUCGGCCUGCAACAGAAACGCUUAGCAUGUUUACCAUACAUACGUUUUGGAAUCUUUAUCUCUUGGUCCUCUCCUGGUUUUUAUAGCUUUCUAAGUUCCUAUUAAUGGCUAAUAUGCAAGAGUUUGUUUUUUUAAUAUUUUGAUUUCUUUUAAUUGACUUCCAAAACUUGUAUUUAUUAAACUUUAAACUCAGUAUUACCUACUCAAUGCCUUUUUAAGAGAAAAUUUUAAUGGAGAAUAAAGUGAGCCUUAAACAAAUGGUUACUUCUGUAUAUUACCUCACAUCCUCACUUGAUUUGCAAAAAAAGUUCCUCUCCCGCAAAAUGUCUUUGGUUGAAAUGUUGAGCCAUUCUGUUUAUGUGUGAUGGUGUCAUAGAAAGAUGCUUAAGAGCCAUCUUGCGUUGCCGGGAUAGAGCGCCCCCUUUCACAGCACUGUUGUGGAAUGCGAAUGGCCUGAUGCGGUGACGGGAAGCUGUUGGACAGGGACUGGAGGUGCCCCAGGAACUGUGUGUACUCUCUUACUCCACGGCAUUCGGAAUUUGGGUUUUGUUUUGUUAACUGAUUGUGUUGAAAAUCACCAGUACAUCUCCUUACUCUGUUUAACUUCUGGUUCUCAAUCUGCUUUUUCUUGGAAGGGGGUCCUGUAAUCCCUUACAGGGUGUUAUGUUUUGAAGCAAAAGCUCACCUGGUUUUGCCCGGCAGGAUUCACAAUGACCAUCUGGUGGACCUCUGCACAUGUAAAUCAAAUGCAAAUAAAAGCAACUUUACAUUUUCUAGCUCUUAAAUAUUAUUUCUCUCUCAGUAUUUUGAAGCAAUAUCUGUUCGCUUUCUUCGGUAUCCCGACGUGCUGCUUUCUUGCUUGCUCUCUUCGGUUUGCCGAGAACUGAGCAUUAGUUGGCAUGACCGGGGGGUGGGUAGCGCAAGCACCGGCUCCCUGUGUGAAUGCCUUGCACUGCCUUCUGCAGUGUUUACCUGGUGUGAACUGUUUUGUCUGGAUACUUGAAGUCUUUGGGCAACGCAGGUAUUGAGCAGAAUGAAGAGUAUAUAAGCAGUUAACGGUUCUGAGUUUAUUAACACAACGGGUGCUUACAGUGGGCGGCUGCAGGAGAAUUCCUGGCAGUGGGUUGAGAAAUCCCCUUUCGCUCUCCCUCGGCUUGAGUAACUGCAGCUUCUUCAGCUGCCCCAAAGUUGUUGGUUUUAAGAGCCCAGUGUUAAGUCCUUUGAACAUAUUGCGAACUGAUACUGGUUUGCCCGGUGGCAGCCGAGGAUUUAUUCACCGUUUGCUUGCAAAUUAAGUACUGAUCUGAGGUGAAGCGACUGUAGAACCGCACCAGUCUGCUGCCGUGUUCCUCUGGCUUGCAUCCUACCAAGAAGAAUGGAACUUACUUUAAAGGGGGUUCCCUGAAAUUAAGUUAGGUUUGCACUUUAAUAGACUUCAAACUAAAGACUGUUUGCAAAAUAUAUUUACAUGGGGAUGUGCCAAGGGAACGUGCGAUCCAAAUGGCACCGCUUCUCGUUCCGAGGUGAAGCAGGCAGAAGAGCUGUCUUGCCAUUUGAUGCUUCUGUUCAUUGACCUUUUCACUAAGUUUCAUGUUUUAAUUGCUGUCAGCCACUGGCAUGCUCACAGGAAAGGCAAGAACUGGUAUCCAAUUCGGGUGUCUUCAGUGCAGCUUGGAAUAAAGGACCAAAGCUCAGCAGAGGCUGCGAGGAGUAGGUAGGAGCAGAGGCAGCCCUGGCCUUGCGCAGGUGCUCUCCUAGGCACGUGGCUCGGCAUGAGUUGAGCUGUGUGGAUUCCACCUUGUCUGUAGGGCUGGACUGGGGGGAAAGUGGCUGACUGGCUGGGUGUCCUCCCGUUUGAAAUCCCUGCAGCAAGGGCUCUUCAAAGUCUGGUUCCUCCCUGUUCAUACCAGGUUGUUACUCCCUUGUCGAAUCAGGGUGGAGGGGGAGAAGAGCGUGGUUCCAGAGGUAUCCUCUCUCUCAGAAUCGGAUAUCCCUUUCUCCUGGGGCAAAAGGGAGGCCAGGCCUUGUCCUUCCACCCCCGCCCAGGGGAGCAAUUGCGCAGGGUCCGUGAAUGCAGCUGUUGAUCAGGUGGGAAACUGUCUAGGGUGCAAAUGUAAUCCGUGUGGACGCAGCUAACAGCCCUGGCAGGCCUGAGAAGUACCUAAAAUUAAACCUAAAUGUAUAAUGUACUGUACCUUUUACUGGGGAAAAGCAAAAUCUGGACAGUUAGCAAAUGGAAAGCUAGGAUGAUCUAAUGCUUUGUAAACUUAAAAACCACCUCUCCCCCCUCUGCCCGAUUUCAUUCAUUCUUAAUUUUGUAAGACUACCCUGCAGUUCACCUGUUUGUAACUUUUUUAAUAAAAUAGAUACCUGUAUUACCAAA